Bombus pascuorum is the source of this 261-nucleotide messenger RNA. Its product is annotated as RNA-binding protein 25-like. The annotation marks the transcript as partial. NCBI's taxonomy places the organism in Eukaryota, Metazoa, Arthropoda, Insecta, Hymenoptera, Apidae. The record is from RefSeq and is a predicted model, not a curated record. The transcript is spliced from 2 exons.
AGACAAAGACAAAGACAAAGACAAAGACAAAGACAAAGACAAAGACAAAGACAAAGACAAAGACAAAGACAAAGACAAAGACAAAGACAAAGACAAAGACAAAGACAAAGACAAAGACAAAGACAAAGACAAAGACAAAGACGACAAAGACAACGACAAAGACAACGACAAAGACAAAGACAAAGACAAAGACAAAGACAAAGACAAAGACAAAGACAAAGACAAAGACAAAGACAAAGACAAAGACAAAGACAAAGACAA